This is a messenger RNA of Styela clava, 768 nucleotides long. Lineage: Eukaryota; Metazoa; Chordata; Ascidiacea; Stolidobranchia; Styelidae. The record is from RefSeq and is a predicted model, not a curated record.
AUGCCAGUCAGCAGAAAAGAGAAUGGAGUUCAUAGUAAAAUACCAAGAAUCGAAAAUCUGCGACCCUCGAAAGAGACUUUGAUCCAUUUUUGUUUGAUCUUGGACACAUUACUUGUAUUUAUAAUACUUCUAAUGAUAUUUCCAAAACCGGAGAUGCACUGUUUACCGUUUUAUUGGGCGCCUAAUGGAGCUGGGGACUGGGUCAAAUUUGACGUACUCAAUUCUACUUUUAAUUCUGCAUUUACAAAACCCCAAGCUGAAUUCAUCAACAACCUGUGCAACGGGCGACAUCCUACCAAUUACUUACAAAUUUAUGGAAUACUCGCCGUCGUUAUAGGAACUUUUAUGUGGAUUUGUUUUGAAGGCUGGACUUACCAUCCCAAAAUCGUUGCUUCGCUAGUAACUUUUUGGGAAAUAGAUGAUAUUAUUGGCAAACUAACUCUAAAACCUGAAGAACUAGAGAGAAUGUUAUCUCGGAGAACAGAAACUGUGGCCCCACAAAACAUGGAAGAAAGAAAGAUUCAACAAAUAAAGUUGUUUGUUGGAGGAAUAGAGAGAAAGCGAAAAGAGGAGUAUCAUAAAAGGGCUGGGAACCACUGUUCUAAACGGAAGCCGCGAAGAGUUCGUACAUUCGUCAAUAUGUCUACUGACCAUCACCAAAGGCUUGGACUACUAAAGGCACAAGGCCCUCAACAAAACUUUCUACCGGACAAUGUUGACCAUACACUCUUCCUGUACCAAAGUCUAGGGAAACCUACAAAGUUUUAA